Molecule: messenger RNA, 4652 nt
Organism: Larimichthys crocea (large yellow croaker)
Lineage: Eukaryota; Metazoa; Chordata; Actinopteri; Sciaenidae
Gene: sall4
Product: spalt-like transcription factor 4
Exons: 4
Coding region: 214-3477 (1087 amino acids)
Biological process (GO): regulation of transcription by RNA polymerase II
Cellular component (GO): nucleus
Molecular function (GO): DNA-binding transcription factor activity, RNA polymerase II-specific; RNA polymerase II cis-regulatory region sequence-specific DNA binding
Source: RefSeq, a predicted model, not a curated record
CGCAAUGCAUUAUUGAUAAUAAUAAUUACGUUGACAUGCGCAUUUCUACUUGAGGGGGCCCUAAUUUUCCUCCACAAAGCCGAGGAAGAAUUUGUUGAAGAAGGAUAGAAACACAGAGAGAGAGAGAGAAAUAGAGAGAGAGGGGAAAAAUUGUUUGCAACUCUCUUUCUUUCUUUUUUUGUUGUUGUUGUUGCUGCUCCUGAUGGUUGCACCAUGUCGAGGCGUAAGCAAGCCAAGCCGCAGCACAUCAACUCCGACGAGCCUGGUUCGUUAGGAAACGGGAGUCUUCAAGAUGAGCACGGUGAAGAGACUGGAAAUGAAAUGAAGCGGUUCAGGAUGGACGAGACCAGGGUCUGCAACAAAUGCUGUGCCGAAUUCUUUGACGAGGCAGAGUUUCUUGAACACGAGAAAAAUUGCACUAAAAGUCAGCAAGUGGUCAUCAUGAAAGACGGAGACGGGAAUGAAAUGCCCGAGGAAUAUUCACAUGGCUCUCCCGAAGGCCUCACAAGCGACCAUGACGAUAGCCAGUCCAGCAGUCACUCCCUAUCAAAUGUCAACUCAGACCACCUGGACCGAGCGGAGGAAGAGUCCAGCAUGAACGCGGAGGACUCGGGACAACAGGAUCAGGCGGAGAUGCCCGCUUCCCCUGAGAUGACUUACCAUCCCUUAUCCAAACUGCAAGAUUCAAAUCAAGUCACUCUUGAAACCAUGGCAGACACUAAAGUAGCCGUCUCCCAACAUUCUUCAAAUAAUACAUCUCUGACCUCGUCGCAGGAAACCAUGCAGGCCAUCCCGAUGAUCCUGGAACAGUUGGUGUGCCUCCAGCAACAGCAGCUCCAACAAAUCCAGCUCACAGAACAGAUUCGAAUCCAAGUAGCCAUGAUGACUCCACAGGGUCUUCAGUCAUCUGUAGGGGCGGUGAUGGACCCUCUGAAAGCCCUCGGUGCACAUCUCUCCCAACAGCUGUCUGCUGCAGCAGCACUGAUAGGAAAAAGGACCGGUAGUCAGAGCCUCUCUAUGGAGUCGAUGAAGCAAGGUAAACUACCUCUCUCCGGCAUCCCUACCUCUCUACCUGCAGGACUUGGUUCAGUGACUUCUAAAACAGACAUUUUGAAGGGCAUUCCAGAUCUGGCUAGCCGCUUACCAGCACUACUGCCACAGUCGCCAGGGGUCAUGGGUUUCCCUAGCACCUUCAACGGCAUCCAAGCAGGGAUUGAGUCCUCCAAAAAAGUCAAGACGAAGAUGCUGAACCUCCCACCGGAACCAAAGAACGGCGACUCGUUAUACAAGCACAAGUGUAAGUACUGCGGGAAGACGUUUGGCAACGACAGCGCUCUCCAGAUUCACUUGCGUUCUCACACCGGCGAGAGGCCCUUCAAGUGUAACAUUUGUGGCAACCGCUUCACAACCAAAGGGAACCUCAAAGUGCAUUUCCAGAGGCAUAAAGACAAGUAUCCUAACAUCGGCAUGAACCCACAUCCUGUGCCAGAGCACCUUGACAACAUUCCCACAAGCAGUGGCAUUCCCUUUGGUAUGUCCGUGCCCAUGGACGAGUCAAACCUGACUGAAAUUAAGCCUGUGAUAGGCCAUCCUGCUGCUGGGUUCCACUCGUCAUCCAUGCCAGGGAUGAAGACAUUUGACAGCUUUGCAGAGAACCCAUUUACCCAGAGACCCUCCCCAUCGACAAGUGAUGGCUCCCCAUCUGUUUCCUCUAACGUGUUUGGCCAAGAGACUGGACUGGAUCAAAAUCCGAAGGAUGCUAAAGACCUGCUUGGAGCACUGCAUCAUAUGAACGGUAGUGCCCUCCCAGGAGAACAAAGCUCUGGUACUGCAAAACUUCAGCAGAUGGUGGAUGGCCUUGAAAAGAGAACCAGUGACCCCAACGAGUGUGUGAUCUGCCACAGGGUGCUCAGUUGCCAGAGCUCACUCAAAAUGCAUUACCGCACACACACAGGCGAGAGGCCCUACAAGUGCAAAAUCUGCGGCCGUGCGUUCUCCACCAAGGGUAACCUGAAGGCCCAUUAUGGAGUGCACAGGGCUAACACUCCUCUCAAAAUGCAGCACUCGUGUCCGAUCUGCCAGAAGAAGUUCACCAACGCUGUGGUUCUGCAGCAGCACAUUCGUAUGCACAUGGGUGGGCAGAUCCCCAACACCCCGAUGCCAGAAAACCAGUUUGAAGCAGCAGAUGCAAUGGAGUCCUCUCUACCAGAGGAUACAUCUAUGGAUGCCAACGGUUUCGAGGCCAGCAUGGAGGAUCACAAGCCAGAGCUGAACUCCCACAAGCCAAACGACACCCCAGAUUCCCUCCCACCUGCCUCAGAGGAACAACCACAGCAACACGUAGCCCCGUCUGUGUUUUCCAGCCUAGAUGUUCUGAAGAAUCUCACCUCUGCUCUUGCACUGAAACGACAGAGCAGCACCACUUCGGAAAGCGAGGGAACAUCCAAAGAAUCCCCGUCAGCCCCCAGAGAGCAGGAAUAUCAGAACGGCCGUAGUCCUGCUAUCUCUGACUCCGCCAUGUCGUUUCAUUCCUCUUCCCCAAUUAACAACAUGAAUAGUUGCAAGUCCCCUGAGUCUGCUGUUGAUGAAUACGCCCACAAUGGGUCAAAAGCAGAAUCUGAUUGUGGCGCUCAAGGAGGUACAGAAUCGGGUGGAGCCCUUGACCUCACCGCUUCCAGCAGCUUCACCCCCAAAGCAAUUAAAGAGGAACCCAGCACUCCAUUCACAAACGGAGACUAUGUUCCCAGCAACAUGUCUUUCAUGAGGAUACCAUCAAGUCUGGCCAGUCUGGAAAUGAAGAUCCCUUCAGAGAAUCCUCUGGGGCCUCACGGUUUGUUCAGCUCGCAUAUGCCCCAGGGAACGGCCAUGCCCUCCAUCUCCACAGCUCCGCGACGAUCAACCAAACAGCACGUGUGUAACGCCUGCGGCAAGAACUUCUCAUCUGCGAGCGCCUUGCAGAUCCACGAGCGCACUCACACAGGAGAGAAGCCUUUCGCCUGCAACAUCUGCGGCAGGGCUUUCACCACCAAGGGAAAUCUAAAGGUGCACAUCGGCACUCACAUGUGGAACAACACGUCACGGCGUGGCCAGCGCCUGUCUCUGGAUAAUCCCAUGGCGCUGAUGGCGAUGAGCUCCGAGGCCAAGAUGUUGCCAGAAAUUAUGCAGGCCCCCAAAGAACUAGGUGCUCCACAAAUGAACUUCGACUCGUCUCUGUGGAACCAGUACGCUGCUGCCUUCAGUGGUGGCCUCACCAUGAAGACCAAUGAAAUAUCCGUCAUCCAGGGCGGUGGCAUCCCACUCCCUGGGAGCCCUGCCGGUGGGCCCCUGAUUGGAUCCACCGGAGGCCUCAUGAAGAUGGAUGGCUCUCACUCCGGCCUGCCCGCCACCAUGGCUGAAAUUGAGAAGAACAGCUCUGACAGUGUGCCAAAAUCACAGUUCCCACAUUUCAUGGAGGAGGGUAAAAUUGCUGUUAAUUAGGCUUUUUGUUUUUUGUUGUUUUUUUAGCCGUCAGUUAGUUCAUGGCCUGAACUCCCUUUUUGAAUGAGGUACAAUCAUUAUCCAGAGCAAACUUUGUAGAAUUUGGCUUAGAUUGUUUGAACUUUUCCAGUAACUUCAUCGCAGCUCUCUUCCCUCCUGAUCUGAACGACUCAAGUGUUAUUUUUUUUUUUUAGUUGAACUUGAUAUAACUACUGUAGUUGUAUUUUAUUUGAUAUAAAUAUAUGCGGGUAUUUUUUUUUUUCUUUCUCUUGUGCGUUCUUUUUUUGUUUUGCUGUCUAUUCAGAAGUUUGAAUGUAUAACUUUACUUGAAACUGCUUUAAUUCAGACUGUCUCCUUGAUACUUUUUGAAGGAUUUCGACUUUAAUAGGAAAAGUUUCAGGGCAUGACUUUUUAAGGACACCGUGUCUCAGCGUUCUGAAAUAAUGGUGUAGUUAACCAUAUGUAUCUAUAAUGACUACUUUCCCUCCUAUUGUGUGCCAUAGGUUUUAUGACAUUGUGCAUUUUUGUCGUGGUAAAUGUCAUUAGCAUGUCUAAUUUUGAAGGGGCUCAGAUUAUUCCGGUGUCUAUCACAUCUUCAUGGUGCAGUUCGGUCAUCGCUUUUCGGAAAAUGUAGAUUAUAAAAUAGGCUUUCGUCUUUGUUGCGUCGGUGCUAAGAUACAGCAGUUAUUGACUCAAACUAAGUGCCUAACCCAAGUUGUACAUGUUGCUGUUGUCUUUCACUGCAGCGUCUGAUUAUGAAGGCUCUGUUGGACUGAUAAAUUAGUGUGUUGUACUGUGUAGCAUUACAUGCAUUUCAUAUCUCCAUCAGUCAACCCCCCCCCCAACCCCGCCCAACAUGUUCCACUUGUAAAUCUGCUGUCAAAUUUAGUUGGCUGAGGUCUGAAGGCUUUUAUAUGCUUAAUGUUCUCAUGCCUGCACUUUAUUUCAGGUUGUAGUCCCAAUUUACAUUUUAGUUGCAUUUCACUGCUUUUAUUGUGGUAGCUGACCAGGGAAAGGGCAAAUCAACAAUUUUGUUAACUUUUCCACUCCCAGAUUUAGUUUGAAACUGUCUAACUUUUCUUUUUUUUUUCCUAGGUUAUCUUAUCACCUUGUAGCAUUGUUAAUUUAUUUAUACUUCAUGAAAUGCUUGAGUUUAGGGGGUACGUUCUACCUCG